This is a messenger RNA of Hyaloscypha bicolor E, 2502 nucleotides long. RefSeq lists its product as uncharacterized. The coding region runs from base 1 to 2502 and encodes 833 amino acids. Gene Ontology annotation, cellular component: nucleus. The record is from RefSeq and is a predicted model, not a curated record. Gene Ontology annotation, molecular function: RNA binding. Lineage: Eukaryota; Fungi; Ascomycota; Leotiomycetes; Helotiales; Hyaloscyphaceae. The transcript has 9 exons.
AUGGACGACACUGAGCGACGUGCAGUCAAGCGCUCCCGCUUCGAUCAGAAAGAGCCUGAGCCAAAGCGCACAUCUAGAUUCGAUCGACGCUCUCGAUCUCCCCCGGCAGUCAAGGAACCACGACGAAGCAGGAGCCCUCUUGGACGAACUUCCAGCAGCCCAGGCCCAGGUUCUGCGAAUCCAAAUUCUGCCGAUCCCGCUGCUGCUGCAGCUGCUGCGGCUGCCCGGAUCAAUGCCCAAAUUCAAGCAAAGAAGGGUAUUCAACAUGUUGACGUCCCUCCUAUCCGAUCUACAUUGAGCCCACCCGCCGGACAGUCGGCAUCCCCAGCUAGUUCAGGAGCAGGCAAUAGCGCCAGCUUGGUCAAUGGUGAGAUGUACAUUGCAGACGGAGACUAUAUUCGAGAUAUCGAAGUCAACGACCUGCGCAAUCGCUACACACUGACCAAAGGUUCUACACAAAAGAUGAUUAAAGAAGAAACCGGAGCUGAUGUCACUACGCGUGGAAACUACUACCCGGAUAAGAGCAUGGCUACGGCUGCUAAUCCUCCACUUUACCUCCACGUCACGAGCACAACCAAGAGAGGCCUCGAGCAGGCAGUCCAGAAGAUUGAAGAACUAAUGAAACAGGAGCUUCCGAACUUGGUUGAUGAGAGACGCUUCCGUCGACGAGAGCCUGAAGCAGUCGAGAGGGAUGAGUUUGGCAGACGUAAAUGGCCGGAAGAAAAGAUCCCAAUCGAUUUUGAACCACUUCCAGGCUUCAAUCUUCGUGCUCAAGUUGUUGGCCAUGGUGGCGCUUAUGUUAAGCACAUCCAACAAGAGACCAGAUGCCGUGUCCAGAUCAAGGGCCGUGGUUCCGGAUUCAUGGAACAUGGCUCUGGUCGUGAGAGCGACGAGGAUAUGUAUCUCCACGUUGCAGGCCCAGAUCCAGCUGAGGUUCAAAAGGCAAAGGAGCUCUGCGAGGACUUGCUGAAGAAUGUUAGAGAUCAGUAUGAGGAGUUCAAGAACCGACCACCUCCACAGCGAGGUUAUGGAGCCCAAAGCACUGGCUAUGGUGGCGAACGUGGAUAUGGUGAUCGUGAUAUGGCGGUUCGGUCAAACUCUUAUGGAUCUGGCGGUUAUGGUGGUUACAGCAACUCUCCUGCGCCUGCAACUCCAGGCGGAAUCAUGAGCCCAACUACCUCAUCAGCACCCGGAGCAGGCAGCCCAACAGCUGGAGCCGACUAUGCUGCUCAAUAUGCUCAAUAUUAUGGUGCAGGCCAAGACCCGUAUGCAGCUUACGGUGGCUAUACAGCAUACGUCCAAUAUUACCAACAGUACAUGGCCGCAGCCGCAGCAGCGGCUCAACCACCUCCUCCAGGCAGCUCUGCUCCAGGGUCUGCUCCCCCUCCCCCUCCCAGCGAAGCGCCUCCUCCACCACCACCGUCAGGUUCAGCUCCGGGGACUGGUUACAAUGCUGCGUAUAGCAUCAUAUGGUUUGAGAAACACACUUCAAUGGCGCAUCAGCGCACCUCGUCCACUGUUGAUUCUGUCAAGGAGCCACACUCAGUCUCCCUCAAAGUGCUGAGACUCUCCCGCCCCAGUCUCUCAGUCCAGCACCCCAUACCUCUCCCUACACCAUCUCCCUCUUCCACAAACUCACCAUCCAGCUUCCCCGCACCCGCGGCCUCUCUAGCCUACCCCUCCACGAAAAACGAUACCUUCAUCCUCUCCCCGCUGCUUACCCUCCCACCCGCCUUCGGCUCAGCAUAUGUGGGUGAGACAUUCUCCUGCACACUAUGCGCAAACAAUGAAGUUAUGCCUGGCUCAAGUCCAUCCAAGGUAAUAAGUAAUGUGCGGAUCGAGGCCGAGAUGAAGAUCCCGAGCUCGGGGAUACCUCUUCCUUUACGGCUUGGACCGGAAACCGCUUCCGAGGAAGAUGAAGAGGGACCCAAGGCUCGGGAGAAAGAAGGAGUGGAUCUUGAGCCUGGAAAGAGUCUACAGAAAGUGGUUAAUUUUGAUUUGAAGGAAGAAGGGAGCCAUGUUCUUGCUGUGACGGUGACUUACUCCGAGACGACGCCUACGAGUGGACGGAUACGGACGUUCAGGAAGCUGUAUCAGUUUGUUUGUAAAGGGUGUAUGGUUGUGCGGACCAAGACUGGGCAACUGCCCUCAUCUGGGGAGAAAGGGAGGACAUGGGCAUUGGAAGCUCAACUAGAGAAUUGCGGAGAGGAAACCAUUACACUUGAUAUGGUAAUUCUGGAGACAAAAGAAGGAUUCCGAAGUCAAGGGAUCAAUUGGGAGAUUCUCAGCGAGGGAGAGAGCAUGGAGAAGCCGGUAUUGAUGCCGGGGGAUGUACAACAGGUUUGCUUCCUUGUUGAGGAAACGAUUGAUGGGGAUGGCAAUAGACCAGAACCAACCGCGGAGGGAAAGCUGAUAUUUGGGAUCUUGAGUCUCUCAUGGAGAGGAACAAUGGGAAAUAGGGGUUUCUUGAGCACUGGGGCGCUAGGGGCGAGGUUGAAGUGA